This is a messenger RNA of Ilex paraguariensis (yerba mate), 216 nucleotides long. NCBI's taxonomy places the organism in Eukaryota, Viridiplantae, Streptophyta, Magnoliopsida, Aquifoliales, Aquifoliaceae. The record is from the annotation of a GenBank genome assembly.
AUGGUUGUUGUCAAAGAAACAAUUGAUCCUAGUGCAGCGAUAGAAUUUAGACCGAACACUGCUGAUGAUCCUCAUAAGAGGAAGCCAGAUAUUAGCAAAGCGAGGGAGUUGCUGAACUGGGAGCCAAAAAUACCCCUGAGGCAAGGGUUGCCUCUCAUGGUGAGUGAUUUUCAGAAUCGCAUUUUGAAUGAAGAUGAAGGGAGAGGGCACAAAUAG